Molecule: messenger RNA, 2096 nt
Organism: Doryrhamphus excisus (bluestripe pipefish)
Lineage: Eukaryota; Metazoa; Chordata; Actinopteri; Syngnathiformes; Syngnathidae
Source: RefSeq, a predicted model, not a curated record
AGUGGUUAGCACACAGGCCUCACAGCUAGGAGACCCAAGUUCAAUUCCACACUCGGCCAUCGCUGUGUGGAGUUUGCAUGUUCUCCCCGUGCAUGCGUGGGUUUUCUCCGGGUACUCCCAUUUCCUCCCACAUUCCAAAAACAUGCUAGGUUAAUUAGCCACUCCAAUUUAUCCAUAGGUAUGAAUGUGAGUGUGAAUGGUUGUUUGUCUAUAUGUGCCCUGGGAUUGGGUGUUGAAUUGGGUGUUGAAUAGCUUGGUGGACUGGAAAAAAGAGCAGAAAUGCUCCCUCCUCCUCCUGGUCCUCUUCGGCAAGCAGCGAGCAGGUACGACUCUCUCUUUUGUGAAUGGUGGGCCUGGUCAUGUGACGCAGCAGCAGCAGCCACCCAUCCAAAACACAGCGUCGUCAUUAAAAUGGUGUCGGGUUUUAGUGGAGGAGAGAACGGGAAGCAGGGAUCACCUUGAGGCCUCUGAGAGAUGCUCAUUCUCAGUCCGAUAGAGGCAAGAUGAACACACAUCCUGAAGAUAAAAGUGUGUGAAGUACCUUCUGGAAGGCUUCUACCAGAGUAUGGAGAAAUGGACGGCCUCACGGACAACAGAGUUUCCCCUCCCGGAUCCUUGAAGGUGAGCCCACCUGGGGGAGGCGCAGGAGUGUCGUCCUCGCACCGUAAAAGGCGUACGCUGGUUGCCCCGGAGAUGAACCUGUCCCUGGAUAAAAGCGAGGGUUCUCUGCUGUCUGAUGACUUCCUGGAUACACCCGAUGACCUGGACAUCAACGUAGACGACAUGGACACUCCGGAUGAGACAGACUCGCUGGAGUUCAUCACCAAUGGCAACGAUCUGGAAUGGGAAGAUGAUGCCCCGGUGGCAUCGGCUAAGGCAGGUCCGACCGGCGGCUCAGGGGUCGUGGACAAGGAGGGAAACACCAACAACUCCCGCCUGUGGAGGACGGUGAUCAUUGGGGAACAGGAGCACCGCAUCGACAUGCAGAUCAUCCGACCGUACCAGAGAGUCAUCACACAUGGAGGUUACUUUGGUGAGGGCCUCAACGCCAUCAUUGUGUUCUCUGCCAGCUACCUGCCUGACAGCAGCAUUCCAGACUACCACUACAUCAUGGAAAACCUCUUCCUGUACGUGGUGAGCAGCCUGGAGAUGCUGGUCGCCGAAGACUACCUGAUCAUCUACAUGAACGGAGCCACGCCCAGGAGUAAGAUGCCCGGCAUUAGCUGGCUGAAGAAAUGCUACCAGAUGAUCGACAGAAGAUUGAGGAAGAACUUGAAGUCUCUGGUCAUUGCUCAUCCUACUUGGUUCAUACGAACGGUCCUGGCGAUAUCCAGGCCCUUCAUCAGUGUGAAGUUCAUGAAUAAGAUCCAGUACGUCCACAGCCUGGAUGAACUGGCCCAGUUGGUCCCGAUGGAGCACGUCCACGUCCCUGAAUGUGUAGUGCACUUUGAUGAGGAGAGGAUUACAGCCAGGAAGGAAAGGAUGGCACAAGAGCAGAAGCAGCAGUCAGUCUCACAGGAACCAAUCAACAAAUCCGAAAGGCCAAAGUCAACGAUCGUAGAGCAAGGAUUAUAAAAAGGGAGGAACUCUCCAACUCAAGUGUCCCAAGUAGCACGAAUUGACUCAUUUCAAGCUGAACAAGGCGGCAAAUCCACCUUCUCUACCCGUGCUUCCUUGUCUGGUCACCAUGCAGACGCUCAUCUUUGCCCUCUUUCACCACAGGGGUUCACACAUUGUAGCAUUUGCAGAGAAGCCUUUCUUUGGAACUUACCGGUGAACACCUGAAGACUGGAAGCCUUUGCUCUUUGGAAGAUGGAAACUCCACAAAGGAAUGUUGCCAGGUGGAACCACAGACGUGUGAUGCAAGACAGACAGUCGAGAAAGAGGCUUUAUGUACUUUGAUGUAAAUAGCAGUGUUCUUAUUUAGCGCCAUACUGUUGGAAAAGUAAUGCCUUGAGAUUUAUUCAUUUGCACUAAGACUGCUUUUAAUCUCUCACAUGUAGCACGUGUCGCCAUUGUUCUCAUUGACUGUAAAACGCAGAAACAUCUUCCUACGUGGGAGACGUUCAUAAAAAAAGGGAACCAGUGCAAACCUA